Molecule: messenger RNA, 6456 nt
Organism: Dromiciops gliroides (monito del monte)
Lineage: Eukaryota; Metazoa; Chordata; Mammalia; Microbiotheria; Microbiotheriidae
Gene: JARID2
Product: jumonji and AT-rich interaction domain containing 2
Exons: 18
Coding region: 549-4337 (1262 amino acids)
Biological process (GO): chromatin remodeling
Cellular component (GO): nucleus
Molecular function (GO): histone demethylase activity; DNA binding
Source: RefSeq, a predicted model, not a curated record
GCUGGAGACCGACUCUCAUUGGUUAGGGUGCUUGGAAAAAAGAGACGCGGUGCAGCCCUUGCUGUGGGGCUGCUGCUGCCUCUGCCGCCGCCGCUGCUGGAGUUGACUCUUCUGGUCUCACUGCUGCUGCAGCAUAAACGUGACUUCCAACAUUUUUAUUUAUCUUUCCCUUUCCUUUUCCAAGAUGUAACUACAGAUCAGACACUAAGGACCUUCACGUUUUGCUGAUGUAGUUUUUGGAGGAAAAAAGGGGGAGUGAAGGGCGUCGGUUUUUUUUUUUGUGUAUGUGUUUCGGGGGAAAUUUUCCAUUAUGAGUGUUUUACUAAAGUGAAUUUUUUUUUGUCUGCUUCGUCUUUGGCUUUUUUUUUUUCCUUCCCAAUUUCGGAUUUAUUUAGAGGCGAAUCUGGCUUUGGGGGAAGAGGAAGAAAAGUCGGAUUACAACCAUCACCAACAACAAUAAAAACCACCAGGAUAUUUUUUGCAAAUUUCUGACGGCUUAAAUUCAUGAAGCAAUUGUCCCCUUUUGCAAUCAGCAUUUGGAUCUCAGAAUGAGCAAGGAAAGACCCAAGAGGAAUAUCAUUCAGAAGAAAUACGAUGACAGUGAUGGGAUUCCGUGGUCAGAAGAAAGGGUGGUCCGCAAAGUCCUUUAUUUGUCUCUGAAGGAGUUCAAAAAUGCACAGAAGAGACAGCAUGGUGAUGGCGUUAAUGGGAGCCUGAAAACGGUGAAUGGGCUCCUCGCUAAUGGCCAAUCUAAGGGAUUAGGACCAGCAUCAGAACAGUCAGAGAAUGAGAAGGACGACGCCUCACAAGUGUCCUCAACUAGCAACGAUGUUAGUUCUUCAGAUUUUGAAGAAGGGCCAUCAAGGAAAAGGCCCAGGCUUCAAGCACAAAGGAAGUUUGCUCAGUCCCAGCCCAACAGCCCCAGCACAACGCCCGUCAAGAUAGUGGAGCCGUUACUGCCCCCUCCAGCUACUCAGAUUUCUGACCUCUCUAAAAGGAAGCCUAAGACGGAGGAUUUCCUCACAUUUCUCUGCCUUCGAGGUUCCCCAGCGCUGCCCAACAACAUGGUGUAUUUUGGAAGCUCUCAGGAUGAGGAGGAUGUAGAAGAAGAUGAUGAAGAGACAGAAGAUAUCAAAGCAGCCACAAACAAUGCUUCAUCUUCAUGCCAGUCAACCCCCAGGAAAGGAAAAACACACAAACAUGUUCACAAUGGACAUGUUUUCAAUGGGUCCAGCAAAUCCUCAAAGGAGAAGGAACCUGCUCCGAAACACAGAAGCAAAGAGGCCACACCAGGGAAGGAGAAGAACAGCGAUCCCAGGGCCGAGAGCCGGAGGGAACAGGCUGCUGCUACCCAUCCCCCGGCCACAAACACAGGCUCCUCAGCUAAAGGGCUUGCUGCUAACAACCACCACCACACUCUCCAUAGAUCGGCUCAGGACUUAAGGAAACAGGUUUCUAAGGUCAAUGGAAUCACUCGAAUGUCCUCUCUGGGUGCGAGUGCAGCCAGUGCCAAAAAGAUGCGAGAAGUGAGACCUUCACCGUCCAAAACUGUGAAGUACACUGCAACGGUGACAAAGGGGACUGUCACAUACACCAAAGCCAAGAGAGAACUGGUCAAAGAAACCAAACUCAAUCACCACAAGCCCAGUUCGGCCGUCAACCACACAAUCUCAGGGAAAAUUGAAAGUAGCAAUGCAAAAACCCGCAAACAGGUGCUAUCCCUCGGAGGGGCGUCUCGGGCCGCGGCCCCCGGCGUCAAGGUCAAUGGCAAGUUGAACCCAAAGUCAUGCACUAAUAAGGAGGUGGGCAGGCAGCUGCGGGAGGGGCUGCGCACCUCCAAGAGGCGGCUGGAAGAGGCUGCUCCGGCGGAGAAGGCGCAGCCUCCCCCCAAGAAGAUGAAAGGCCCGGCUGAGGCCCCCAGCAAGAAGGCGACGGGGGCGGCUGCGGCCGCCGAGAAGAAGCCUCUGCUGAACGGACACGUCCGGAAGGAAGUGCCCGAGAAGAGUCUGGAGAGGAGCCGGCCCAAGAGGGCCGCGGCGGCGGCGGCAGCGGCGGCGGCGGCCGGGGCUGGGAGGAGCCCGCCCGGGAAACAAGCACACGGCAGAGCGGAGGCCGCCGCCGCCGCCUCCUCGGCUUCGGCCGGGGAAAAUCGUUCUACCUCGCACACGGAGUCCUUGCACAAGCCCCCAGACUCCGCGGGAAAGCACGAGCGCGGCGGCGGCAGCGGCGGGGGCAAGCCGGGAUGGGCCGGCACCCACGAGAUCCCCACGCUGCGGCCCUCCGCCAAGGAGUUUCACGACCCACUCAUCUACAUCGAGUCGGUCCGAGCUCAGGUAGAGAAGUACGGCAUGUGCAGGGUGAUCCCGCCCCCGGACUGGAGGCCUGAGUGCAAGCUCAACGACGAGAUGCGCUUCGUGACCCAGAUCCAGCACAUCCACAAGCUGGGCCGCCGCUGGGGCCCCAACGUGCAGCGGCUGGCCUGCAUCAAGAAGCACCUCAAAUCUCAGGGCAUAACCAUGGACGAGCUCCCGCUCAUAGGAGGCUGUGAGCUGGACCUGGCCUGCUUUUUUCGGCUGAUUAAUGAGAUGGGUGGCAUGCAGCAAGUGACUGACCUCAAAAAAUGGAACAAACUCGCAGACAUGCUGCGCAUCCCCAAGACUGCCCAGGACCGGCUGGCAAAGUUGCAGGAAGCCUACUGCCAGUACUUGCUGUCGUAUGACUCCCUCUCCCCCGAGGAGCACCGGAAGCUGGAGAAGGAGGUUCUGCUGGAGAAAGAGAUCUUAGAGAAGCGGAAAGGCCCCCUGGAGGGCCACUCUGAGAAUGCCUAUCACAAAUUCCACUCCUUGCCCCGAUUUGAGCCCAAAAACGGCCUCAUCCACGGCGUGGUCCACAAGAACGGCUUCCGGAGCAAGCUGAAGGAGGUGGGCCAUGUCCAGCUCAAAACAGGGAGGCGGCGACUCUUUGCUCAGGAAAAGGAGGUUGUCAAAGAGAAGGAGGAGGAGGAGAAAGGGGUCCUCAAUGACUUCCACAAGUGUAUAUAUAAGGGAAGGUCUGUUUCUUUAACAACCUUUUAUCGAACGGCAAGGAACAUCAUGAACAUGUGUUUUGGUAAAGAACCCGCCGCAGCUGAAAUAGAGCAAGAGUACUGGAAGCUAGUGGAACAGAAAGAGUGCCACGUAGCGGUGCAUUGUGGCAAAGUGGACACCAACACGCACGGAAGUGGGUUCCCAGUGGGCAAGUCAGAACCCUUUUCAAGGCAUGGGUGGAAUCUUACAGUCCUUCCUAAUAAUACAGGAUCCAUCCUGCGUCACCUUGGUGCUGUUCCUGGAGUGACAAUUCCCUGGCUAAAUAUUGGCAUGGUCUUUUCUACCUCAUGCUGGUCUCGAGACCAAAAUCACCUUCCAUACAUUGACUACUUACACACUGGUGCUGAUUGUAUUUGGUAUUGCAUUCCUGCUGAGGAAGAGAACAAACUCGAAGACGUGGUACAUACCCUGUUGCAAGCCAAUGGCACGCCGGGGCUGGAAAUGCUUGAAAGUAACGUAAUGAUCUCCCCAGAGGUGCUGUGCAAAGAGGGGAUCAAGGUGCACCGUACUGUACAGCAAAGCGGCCAGUUUGUCGUCUGUUUUCCGGGCUCCUUUGUGUCCAAAGUGUGCUGUGGCUACAGUGUUUCUGAAACUGUGCACUUUGCUACCACCCAGUGGACAAGUAUGGGUUUUGAAACAGCCAAGGAAAUGAAGCGGCGCCACAUAGCCAAGCCAUUCUCAAUGGAGAAGUUACUCUACCAGAUUGCAACAGCAGAAGCAAAAAAGGAAAAUGGUCCCACCCUCAGUACCAUCUCUGCCCUUCUGGAUGAGCUCAGGGAUACAGAGCUAAGGCAGCGAAGGCAACUUUUUGAAGCUGGCCUCCAUUCGUCCGCGCGCUAUGGCAGCCAUGACAGCAACAGCUCGGUGACGGAUGGGAAGAAAAAGCCUCGAAAGUGGCUGCAGUUAGAGACGUCAGAGAGGCGGUGUCAGAUCUGUCAACACCUGUGCUACCUUUCCAUGGUUGUACAAGAAAAUGAAAAUGUCGUCUUCUGCCUGGAGUGUGCACUGCGCCACGUGGAGAAGCAGAAAUCCUGUCGGGGACUGAAAUUGAUGUACCGCUAUGAUGAGGAACAAAUUAUCAGUCUGGUCAAUCAGAUUUGUGGGAAAGUAUCUGGGAAAAAUGGCAGCAUUGAGAACUGUAUCAGCAAGCCUACACCAAAAAGAGGACCCCGCAAGAGAGCAACAGUUGACGUGCCAUCAUCUAGGCUUUCAUCCUCCAGUUCAUCCAAAAGUGCUUCAAGUUCAUCAUGAAGAUGCCAACACUCAUUGUCGAUUUAUAUAUAUUUUUUUGUAAUUAUUAUAUCCUAGUUUGGAGUACUUGCUGUAGAAUACAAGCUGUCUUUGCACUAGCUCUAAAGAAGAUUUUCUUCUGGUUUUAGAGAACUAAUUUUGUUUUAGCAUUAAAUUGUUGAAAUUUUUUUUGUACUUAGGAUAGUUAGAUACUGCAGUUGGAUUUUUGAAAACUGCUGUAUAUUCACUGUUUUAAAACCCUUAAGGGGCUGAGCUAUUAAUUUGUAUCACCCCUUUGGCUAAGCAAAAGCCUUUUUUUGUUUGUUUGUUUUUGUUGUUGGAUUGGUUUGUUUUUUGGGUUUUUUUGGUGUUGUGUUGUUUUGUUUUGUUUUUUUGGGCGGGGAUUUUGUUUGUUUUUAUUUUUUUCGUAAUUGUGGGGGGAAAAGACUUUUAACCCAUUUUUAAUAGGUUGAAGUUUGACGUAUUUUAUAAUUUGUUCUCCAGUCAUGUGAGCAGAUUUUCUAGAGAGAAAGGGGAUAAGGAGACAAAAAAAAAAACUUGAAAGAAGAAAUUGCUUUACUUUGGCUGUCUUUUCUUCUGUCAUGUGCAAGAUGAGUUUUGUCAUUUUUUUUUUUAAUUGGAAGAUUCCCAUUCUUUUUCUUUGGGAGGUUAUGGCAGCUGAAGGUGGACUUUAUUUCCUAACCAUAGGCAAAAUGAUGAGAUUUGGAGUGACGAGGUUCUUUUACCAGCACAUCACUAUGCAUCUGUUUAAGGGGGAAAAAAAAGAGGGAGAGAGAGAGAGAGAGAGAAAAGAAAGACUGCCUACCUUGGAGGGGUCAUGUGAGGGAAAACUGUGCCUGAUUUCAUUAGGAAAUCCAUUCUGUUAUUUUUUUGGUGCUGUUGGCUACUUUAUCAAAAAAACAAAAAUACAAAAAAAAAAAAAAACCCUUCAAUAGCAUCCUUACAAAAAAAAAAAAAAGGAAAAAAAAUUAUUGAAGCCCUAAGUGCUUCUUUGUCAUAGACGUGCAAUCUUUCUGACAUUCCAUUUUCAUCCCACGGCUGUUGUUGUUUCACAUCUUUACACAAGUCAGCAUUAAUCCUUUCUUUUCAGAAUCUGUUUCAUUUCUGUGAUCACAUUUAGAGCCACUAGGAGGUCUGCAUAGUUGUUUUUGAAUGUGAAAAUGCAUCUGCGCUCAUCUGGUCUAUUUUUUUUUCCUAUAUGUUGUAACAAAACUGAACAAAACACACACACAUACACACACACAAACACACACACACAAGAAAUCCCAUCCCUUUUUGUACAUAUGCCUGUAAAUUGUUUUAAAUACUUGAGCCUUUUUUCUUGGUGGGGAGGGUGGGAAGGGCGGCAAAGGGACAAGAUGAAGAAAAGCCUUACGUUUCCGUUUCUUCAUCGGUUGGAUUGGACUGGAUGCUUACAGGGUUUUUCUUGUAACAUUUAUAUAAGUGCUGCUUACGUCACUGAACAACAACGAAAAAUCAUAAUGGAGUAGCUGUCGCCCUCUUCUGGUUGUGUGUACAGUCUGUGUGGAAUAAAGAAGGGAAACUUUUCACAAGCUGUCCUCUGUUUCAUAAUUGAGUUCACCAAGACCGUAGCUACCCACCUCACGCUGAGCUUGCCAGUGGGGGACUUGUCAGGGAAGUCCUAGAAUACAAUUUGUUGGUUGUUGUUGCAGAAGACUGAACUGUUUUUGGAAUAUUGAACAAUAACAUAAACAAGUCGAGUGUUUUCCAAUGUGGUUGUCUGGUUUUUAUGGCCUUGCUGUGUACUUUUCCCCUCUUUUUGACAGUAAACUUCUGACUAUGGCUUACAGUUGGACAUUUAAUUUAUUAGCGCUGCUCUGCUCUCUUUCCUUGGAAGGAAAGACUUCAUUGUUGUUUAUUGCCAGUUUUUUUUUUUUUUGUUUACUUUUCAGGUUUGUACUACAAGGUUUAAUAAUAAAAACAGUUUUUUGGACAUUUGUUUGUCUUGUGGAAGAUGAGUGAGUGGAACGACCCCUUUCUUGCCUGACAGAAGGGUGCUGUCUCAUGCCUGGCAUUCUUCCCUCCUGGUGACCCAUGGUAGAAAAUGAGAAAUUGGAGAGAAGGGAGCAGCCCUGUCUUUAUUCUCUGGCCCCUAGUU